Messenger RNA from Rhineura floridana, 3728 nucleotides. RefSeq names its product dynein axonemal light chain 1 (gene DNAL1). The record is from RefSeq and is a predicted model, not a curated record. The transcript is spliced from 9 exons. Gene Ontology annotation, molecular function: protein kinase binding. NCBI's taxonomy places the organism in Eukaryota, Metazoa, Chordata, Lepidosauria, Squamata, Rhineuridae. The coding region runs from base 203 to 787 and encodes 194 amino acids. Gene Ontology annotation, cellular component: cytoplasm.
CUUCACUCUUCUUCCUGAGCCGCCCUGUCCGUCCCUCACUCCAGGUGAGCAUGCGCACGGGCUUAGCGUGCCAUAGCAACCGGAGCAGUAGACGGUAGCAACCAGAAUCAUAAUAAUGGAAGGGUAUUCAUUUGAAGAGAGAUCUAAAUAGACUAUUCUUCAUCCAGAAGUCAUCUGUGUAUCAGAAGUCGCCGUCAGUAGAAUGGCAAAAGCAACAACUAUUAAGGAAGCUCUAGCCAAAUGGGAAGAAAAAAAUGGUCAGAAGCCGUCAGAGGCCAAGGAAGUGAAACUCUAUGCCCAGGUUCCCCCUAUAGAGAAAAUGGAUGCAUCUCUUUCCACUCUUGUUAACUGCGAAAAGCUGUCCUUAUCGACAAACUGCAUUGAAAAAAUUGCCAACUUGAAUGGGCUAAAAAACUUACGGAUCUUGUCAUUGGGAAGAAACAACAUAAAGAAUCUGAAUGGGCUGGAAGCAGUUGGGGAUACUUUAGAGGAGCUGUGGAUCUCAUACAACCUGAUUGAGAAACUGAAGGGGCUCCAUGUGAUGAAGAAGCUGAGAAUUCUUUACAUGUCAAAUAAUCUAGUAAAAGACUGGGCAGAGUUUGUGAGGCUGGCAGAUUUGCCAUUAUUGGAAGACCUGGUUUUUGUAGGUAAUCCACUGGAAGAGAAAUACUCCGCAGAUUCGCAGAGUGCCUGGGUUGAGGAAGCAACCAAACGAGUGCCCAAACUCAAGAAACUUGAUGGUAUUCCAGUUAUUAAGCAGGAAGAAGGUGAAGAAGGAGAAAACUAGCACAACUUCUUUCCUAUUAAAUUAUUGAAGUGUCUCCAGCUGCAUACAGUACGUGAAGCUUUUGUAUAAAUACGUCUUUGAAGAAAAUCUUGGUCAACAUUUUUGUUGGCUCAUCUCCAUGUUCUCCUUUCUCACCCAAAGACUUGUUUACCAAAACUGGGGAUGCCAAUUAUGUGAACUUUUUGUCUUUUCUUUUCUUUUUUUACUAUGGAAGUUUACUGUUUUGUUUAAUUUAAUAUGUGAUUGUUGCAAGUACAUAGUGAUUGUUUAAAAAAAUUAUUUCAGUCUUCCUAGUUAUAAGUACAUUUGCUUAAUGCAUUUGUUCAGCAGAGUUUUUAAUCAUUUGAAAAGUUGAGGAUGAAGCAGCAACACUUUUGUAUGAGAAUCCUUUAUGCCAUGUGCUUUUUUAAAAAGCAUCUCCUUUUUAAAGAAAGCACCUCAAACAUGGUAUGCUCUAAAUAUUUGUCACAGUGUCUCAUCUUUUUCCUCCAUCUGCUAUGCUAAUUAUAGCCAUAUAGGCACUAGUGACAGUGUUGGCUUUGUCUAGUACUAAAGAAAAUUCAUGGCAUGGAUCAAAAAACAAAAAACAGAUCUUACUGUAUUGAGCUGCAGUGGGAUCUUAAUUGUAAACAUUUCUUGAAGCCACUUACUGUUUUUAUAUACAGUAUUGGUUGAAUAAGUGAAGACAGUAAUUAUUUGUUGUAGAUGAAUCACUUCUUUCCUAAACAUCAGUUUGAUUUGAUGCAUGAGUUGAGUUUUGCACACUUUGUUUUAAGGAACAAGAGAUUCUAGAGCUGAACAAAGACUUGUGCUGUUGAUAUGAGUGUUACUGAAUGGCAAAAUCCUUCAUCGCUCUGGAAUUUGAGUAAUCUAAGGAGAGUCAGCAGCUGUCUAAAGAGGCCCAAAACUUGCAGCUUAGUUGAAAAUAAGUUUCAGGUUCAAUCGCUGGUAAAUGACAGCUGAAGAAAUUGUAGGCAGGAAAGAAGGGAAAGGGAAUGAGGCCUUUAGUCUGUCUGCUGAUAUGCAGCGUAUUUUUAGAUGAAAUGAGAAAGCCCUAAACACAUUCCACAUCCCUUUCACCAAUAGAUCUUUUAUUUGCACCAUUGAAUUUCUAAAGUCAGUCCUAAAAGGAGAGAAAUGAGGUGUUGCAGUUUGCAGUCGUUAACCUAAAGGCAGAGGUUAACCUGUUAUGGCUUGCUGCAGUUGGUUCCCUCACUUCAGUUUUUCCUACUAAAUGAUUUUGGCUUAGACAAUCAAUUUCAUUGUUAACAUGUGAAAUAGGAGCAUAAAAGUAAAGUGAUUAAAAAAUGCUUCAUUUUACAUAGUCAUUUCCCACGUACUCUAAUCCCUCAUCCAAUAAUAUUUGUAGUUUAACAGUUGAAUAAACAAAACAAAAAAUGAUAUUGUUGUACCCAUAAACUAAACCAAAUGAACAAAAGUCAAGGGGAAAAGGAUAAAAAACCAUGUGAUUUAGUUAACUAAAUAUAUAUACUAAACUGAAAUAUUAAUAUGCAAUAAAUAACAAUGAUGAACUGGAUUUUAUAUAUGGCACAUAUAAGAAGAAAAUAUAUUAAAGGCCCAAAUGCAUUUCAUUCUCGGAGUGGUGAAAAAUUAACCAGUGAUUUAAAAGCCAAGACUCACAUGAAGGUUUAUCUAAAACACAAAGUAAAGAAGUAAAAGGUUUGGUAACAUUUGUAGUAUCUAAAUUGGGUUACCAGUUGAUGCUAAGGAGGAACCAAGUUUGUAAAUGCAUAAGUACAGGUCCAUUCAAUCUAUGUAUAGAAAAAAUAAAAAGAGAUAGUCCCAUGUGGAAUCUACAUGAUGAAAUAAUUAAAUGGUAAAUUUCAGACAUUGCUAUAGGGUAUAAAUUUGCCCCAGAGCUAACCUUUGUUUCUUGGAUUGGCUAGAAAAGUUAUAUAUUUUACCAGCUGUUUUAGGCUCUGUGGCAGUUAUAUAGCAUCAUUUGGUACCCUAUCUGUCCAAAAUCUGUUUUUUAUUAGGCGUUAGCCAAUGAACCUCUGAUUAAUUAGGUAAGGUGUCUGAAUUUAACCAUCCUUUUAAUAAUAAUAAAUAAUAAUAAUAAUUUAAUUUGUGGGUCGCCUAUCUGGCCAAUGGCCACUCUAGGCGACGUACAAUUUAACAACAAUACAUUACAUCAUAAUAAAAUACAUCAUAAAAUACAAUAUAACAAUAAAACAAUAAAACAAUAAAACAGUUCCAGUACAGAGUAGUAGGCUAUUCGUCGUAAAAAUUUAACCCUCCCCGUAAGUCCCAGAGGCCUGUCUGAAUAGCCAGGUCUUCAAAGCUUGGCGGAAUACAUUCAGGGAAGGGGAGGGAGAAUGCCCUUCCAGCUUUGGGCUUGUAAAAGUAAUCCCUUUUAGAUUCUUAAUCUAGAGCAUGGGUGGCUAGCCCCCAGUACGGGGGCCUGAUCUGACCCCUAACCAAUUUUCUUCCCCCUCACUCAAGACCCCACCAAUUUUGGUGGCAGCAAAAAGAUGAAUAUAUAAGCAGACACAGUGCUGGUGGAGCCCAGUGUCCUGGUAUAGAUGCAAAUAGCCUCCUUCCCGGUCAUCGGAUUGAUGUGAGAGGGAGCGACAAUCCCCCUCUGCUGAUCUGCAUGGAUCAGCUGUGGAGCGAGGGCUGUAAGCCUCUGUGUGUGUUUCUUCUUUGUGUGCAUGAAAGACUUUUGAUCACCCCCACUGCUGUCCUGUGGCCUCUGAACGGUUGGCCAAGAAUAAACACAGCACUCAAUAAAAAAAGGCUAGCCUCCCUAAUCUGUAAUUUGAUUGCUGUUGUGACAGAAUCAUUGCUUUUACUAUUCCCUUUACUUUAAUUUCCUUUAACAAUAUUUGGAAUGUAAAAAUAAUCUGUAGGAUUAAUUUAUUGUUCUUCCAGUAGCAGUACAAUGAAUGCCAAGAAAUAAAAUCUUUUUUCCCAAGAA